UGUUAUAGCUUCCUUGGUAUAGCUUCAAUGAUAUCCAGUGGUAUCACCGAAGUGACUCACUAAACGCAUUCAAGCAGCACACCUGUCAGAGAGCAGCAGUCACAGACUGUUAACCUCAAGAUCUGGAAGUGUUUGUGAGUCAACGAAGCUUCACAAACUCUGCCACCAUCUACUUUUGUCAAAGUUUGGCUGCGUGAAGAUUCCUUCAGCUUCAUCUUUGUGAUCUUAAGAUUUACACUCAAGUGAGCUCAAGCACUGCCUCUGUGCCCCAGCCGUAAGGCACCUGCUGGAAAAUGACCCUGCAGCCAUUAACUCCAGUGAACUGCGCAGGCCUGCUACAGCCUGGCUGCUCUCUGCUACAGCUGGAUGGUGAAGUUCUCCUGUUUGGCCAGAAGGGCUGGCCUAAGCGCUCGUGUCCAACUGGAGUAUUUGGGGUUCGGUUCAAACAGGGUGUGAUGAAGUUAAGAGCCAUCUCCUUCUCCCACGAUUCCAGCUACCUUCCUCCAUUGCGUUGUCCUGCUGUUUGCCGCCUCGACCCCUAUGAUGGACUUCCAGAGAGUUAUCUCAUCCACGGUGGUCGCACCCCAAAUAACGAGAUCUCAUCGAGCUUGUACCUGCUGACCGUGGAUAGUCAUGGCUGCAAUCGUAAACUGACCUUAUGCUGCAAAGAGAAAGAAAUGGUGGGAGAAGUGCCAGGGGCCCGAUAUGGCCACACGGCGAGCAUGGUUCAGAGCCGGGGGAAGACAGCUUGUGUUUUAUUUGGGGGUAGAUCCUACAUACCGGCAGGGGAGCGGACCACAGAGAGCUGGAACAGUGUCGUUGACUGUCCUCCGCAGGUUUUCCUGUUUGACCUGGAGUUUGGGUGCUCCUCUGCUCACACUUUACCUGAGCUCAGUGACGGACAAUCCUUUCAUGUGGCCCUUGCUAGAGACGACUGUGUCUACUUCAUUGGAGGUCACUCACUCACCUCUGACUCCCGCCCCCCUCGACUCUUUCGCCUGCGUGUUGAGCUCCUGCAAGGCAGCCCCUUGCUCUCCUGUGUGACCCUAGACACCGGCAUAUCCAUCUCUAGUGCCAUAAUCACUCGUACAGGUCCCACUCAAAGAUACAUUAUCUUAGGUGGAUAUCAGUCAGACUCUCAGAAGCGGAUUGAGUGCACCUCUGUGAGUCUGGAUGAGAAAGGGAUCCACUUUGAGAUGACAGAACCACCUAACUGGACCCCAGAUAUCAUCCAUAGUCGCACUUGGUUCGGGGGCAGUGCCGGGGAGGGAAACAUCCUACUUGCUGUACCUACUGAGGGAAGGCCAUCCCAAACAGAUAUGAAUUACUUCUAUCUGGUGAGCUUCCCAACAGAGGGAGAAGAAAAAGAGGAAGAAGGAACUGUGGGCUGCAGCCAGGAGUCAACAGACUAUGAUGACUCCACUCCUCUUGAGGACUCUGAGGAGCUCUACUUUGGUCGUGAGCCACAUGAGCUGGAAGACAGCAGUGACGCCGAAGGGGACGCAUACAACAAAAAGGAUGAGGAGGACGAAUCACAGUCAGGCUACUGGAUAAAAUGUUGCUUAGGCUGUCAGUUGGACCCCAACAAGUGGGAGCCGUACUACUCCACUGAGCUCCACCGGCCAGCCAUGAUCUUCUGCUCCAGGGGGGAGGGCGGACACUGGGUCCACGCCCAGUGCAUGGAGCUGUCGGAGACCCUGCUGCUCAGACUCUCUCGGGGCAGCAAAAAGUAUUUCUGCCUGGACCACGGAGGCCUGCCCUACCAGGAGAUGACCCCAACUCGACAGCUCCUGCCCCUAAAGCGCACCCCAAUGAAAGUUAAGGACAGGAGGACUCCUCCAACAAUCAAGAUUACCCCUGCAAAAAAGAGCUUUUUCAGAAGACUUUUUGACUGACUCAAUGCAUCAAUGAGUUUUCUGAAAAACAUUUAAUGUGCUAAUCUGUUUGUGGGAAAUAUGUGACGAGAUGAUGAAUAAAACUGCAAACUGUUUUCAUAUCUGUUUAUGCAAUGUUACAUUAUUUGAAUAAAAAUGUCCAAAAACACAUCUACACUGUCUACAACAUUUUUAGUUUUCAGUUCACUGUUAUUUUGUAGGCUACUGCAAUAAGGACCACAGGUUUUACUAAGCACUUUCUUCGAAGGCCAAAUGAAGUUAAGUUCUUUAACAAUUCUUUCCACGAUGAAACUGAUGAUAAAUGAAUGGAAAAUGUUCUCAAUAAUAUUUGUGAUACUAAUAAAACAAAUAAAAAGCCUCA
Messenger RNA from Scophthalmus maximus (turbot), 2256 nucleotides. RefSeq names its product recombination activating gene 2 (gene rag2). Gene Ontology annotation, biological process: V(D)J recombination. Gene Ontology annotation, cellular component: nucleus; DNA recombinase complex. The transcript is spliced from 2 exons. NCBI's taxonomy places the organism in Eukaryota, Metazoa, Chordata, Actinopteri, Pleuronectiformes, Scophthalmidae. Bases 294 to 1895 code for a protein of 533 amino acids. The record is from RefSeq and is a predicted model, not a curated record. Gene Ontology annotation, molecular function: protein binding; sequence-specific DNA binding.